Zootoca vivipara (common lizard) is the source of this 5221-nucleotide messenger RNA. RefSeq names its product claudin 15 (gene CLDN15). Gene Ontology annotation, molecular function: structural molecule activity. Lineage: Eukaryota; Metazoa; Chordata; Lepidosauria; Squamata; Lacertidae. The record is from RefSeq and is a predicted model, not a curated record. Gene Ontology annotation, cellular component: bicellular tight junction; membrane.
CUCUGCCUUUACCUGCCAGCCCGCGCAGUUUCGGAGUCCAAACGAAACCUAGUCGACGGGUGUCACUUUUGCAGCAGCGCGUCUUCGCCGUCGGGGCUUCUCCCUUUUGCCUGCCUGCUUGCCACAGCAGUACCCACCCCUCCACUCCACUCCCGGUUCUCGCCAUCCCAUAAUCUGCCUUUGCCAUCGGCAUCCUCCUCUCGUCGUCGCCGUCGUCGCCGUCCUCCUCCUUCUCCUCUCCAUCACCAUGUCUAUGAUGCUGGAGACCGUCGGUUUUUUCCUGGCGACCAUCGGCUGCGGGAUGUUGGGGAUCACGCUCUACAACAGCUACUGGAGGGUCUCCACCGUCUCCGGCAACGUCAUCACCACCUCCACUAUCUUCGAGAACCUGUGGCAGAGCUGCGCCACCGACUCCACGGGCGUCUACAACUGCUGGGAGUUCCAGUCGCUGCUGGAGCUGCCAGCUUACCUGCAGGCGUCCCGAGCCCUCAUGAUCACUGCGUUGGUGCUGGGCUUCUUGGGGGUCCUGUGCGGCAUGUUGGGUCUGCAGUGCACCAAGGUGGCAGAGGGGAACCCCAAUGUGAAGGCAAAGAUGGCGGCUCUCGCGGGCUGCAUGUUCAUCUUGGCUGGUAUCUGUGGGAUGGUGACCAUCUCCUGGUAUGCCUUCAAUAUCACUCGGGAUUUCUUUAACCCCCUCUUCGUCGGCACAAAGUAUGAAAUUGGACCUGCCCUCUACCUGGGCUGGAGCGCCUCGCUGCUUGUGAUAAUUGGAGGAGGGUGCCUGUUCAGUUCGUGUAAGACCCAUUUGUCCCAGGAAAAGAGCUACACUUAUCCAUACAAGGCCCCCAAGAGUGCUCUGUCGGCCCCCACCAACCCAGCCCCUCGCCCCCGCAGGGAGUCUAACGCCAGCAGCAAUGGAAAGUAUGGGAAGAAUGCUUACGUCUAAGCCUUUGCAGUGGGGUGACCACCCCUGUCUGUUUGCAUUUUUCCAAAAGAGACGUUUUCAGAUGCUUUCUUGGUUGCACAGGAACCCAAAGGCUUUUUUAACGGAGCUUGCAAGCCAUGGUAGGAAGGGCUCUUUUUCUCUCUCACACAUCCCACUCUCUGCUCCAAUUCCUUUGGACAUUUCUGGUGAUGAUGAUGGUAAUAGGAACUGGGCAGAGACACUGAAUCCACAACCGACCCUGGAAAAUGCUGCAUGGUGCUCAGAUCUUCAGUGCGGAGGAGAACUGUCCACAUAUAAUGAUUUUGCCUUCCUUCUCCUCUGAAUGGAGACGGUUCCCUAUUGGUCAGUUAACCCUGGCCUGCUAGGUUUUGGCUAGCGUGUCAUUGGGAGCAGAUGGCUUCUUAAAAACGACAGAGGCAGGGAAUGAAAUCACACCAUUUCUCUUGUGAGAAAUAACUUCUCGUCUGUUGCAGACAUUUGCACAGGUCAUAUGCGCUUGGUGAUUGGGAGAGAGGCCAAAAAAGAUUUUGAAUGUGCUCAGAGGAACUGUUUUUUAUCAUUACUUCCUACAGCCCAAAGCGCCACCAAAUACUUGGAUUGGUCUCUAUGGGGAAAGAAGUAGUCUGAACUCCAAAUAGCAACAAAAUAGUAUUUUCUGUAGGUUUUGUACCCCCUACCUCUGCACACCCCGACAACACCCACAAUGAUUGAGUUAUCUGGAUGGGGGGGGGGGAAUGGUAUUGAAUCAGGAUGACAGUACUGAAUAAGGCUUGCUGAGACAGACUAGGAUUGCUUCAAGGAUUUGUAAGACAAACUUUUAAGAUGUGGCUUUUUAAAGGUGCCCCCCAUUGGACUUCCACUCCCAUCAGCCCCAGUCAGCUUGGUCUGGGAUAAUGGGAAGUAAAGUCCAAUCAUAAGCAGAAGACUUCAGAUUCCCACUCGCUGAAGUAGCAAAGUGGCUUCAAAAUGUAAAAAAAACCCCAGACAUCCUGUAGAAAUUUAAGCUUUUGCAAGAACUAUCAGGUCUUGUGUUGUAAAGCAAACCAGCGUUGCUUCUGUAUCUCAUCCCUCUCUUACUAGCCUUAGAGUUUUUUGAUUGCUCUUUUGUUUUUGAAGAUGGGGAUCAGGUAGAUCAAAAGAUCCGGUGCUUUGUCAUCAAGCAUGGCAUUGGGUAUAUAUUAUCUCCAGCAAUUCACAGCAGAAAAUACAGUUUGGGGUACUUUCAGGUUCCACUAGGAGUCUCCCCCCCCACCCCCAAUUAUUACCUACUGCUUAGAGCACACCUCUGCCACCUUUCAGAUUAGUACUACCGCGUUUCUCCGGAAAUAAGCCAUACCCCCCAAAUAAGCCAUACCCCGAAAAUAAGCCACCGUGGUUUUUUUUUGAGGGGAAAAUAUAAGACGGUGUCUUAUUUUUGGAGAAACACGGUAGCUACUAUGCCCUGGUUUAUUCCACAGCAGCCUCUCCUACUCUGGUGCUUUCCAGAUGUGGUUGAGCUACAACUCCCAUCUUCUCUGACCGUUGGCCAUGGUGGCUGGAGCUGACCAGAGAUGAGAGCCCAGUGUCAUUUGAAGGGCAUCAGGUUAGGGAAAGUGGCUCCACAGCAGGGAUCAAUGUUAUAAUCUCUGCAGAGUUACAAAUCGCCAUGUGAAAGGCACAGCAACAUGGGCUGGUUGAAAAGUUGGCAACCAAAGGCAAGCCUUUGUUCUGCAAUAACACCUCCUGGCUUGGCUCCUGAAAAAGCGGGUGCAAGAAAAUUGAGGUCACCCUUUCAUGCAGUGUUGCUGGUUUGGAAUUUCUGCUGAAAGGGCCAUGUCAGCCUUCCUACCGGCGGGCAGGAAAUUCAAAUGCAGCUGGAGGUGCAUAUUGAAGUUUUGCAUUUCAGAAUAUGACACACCAAGCUGGUGACUUGAAAGCUCUCCUAAAGCUCUGGUUGAAAGGGAUCUCUACUUCUGACAAUUACACAUAAGGAGGUUAAUAAUAGCACCUGGACUCUGGACUUGUACAGAACGUUCAACAGCUCCUCUUUGUGAUAAGUAUUACUCAAAGAUACUCAACACGGCAGCCUGGGGUAACUUGGCCUCCCUCCAUCCGAGAAGAGGAGCAACUGGACUCCUACAGAUAAGAAAACGCAAAUUUUGCUUUGACUUUGAACCAAGUCUUUGCUCACUCAACGCUGAGAAAAACAACUCUGGGAGCACAUGACCUGUGCGCUAGAAGCACUACCUUGUACAUUUCAGAUUUAUAUAUAUUAUAUAAAAAAUGAACAUUGUUUUAAAUGACAAUUGACUGGUGUCUGCUGUUUACAACCAGCUGCAGGAACCCAACUAAAAUAAAAGCAGGAUUCUUAAUCAGAACCGAAGUAGGGCAACCCAGCCAGGACUGAUGGCAAAGUCCUACAACCAAGUGCUCUGAAAUGACCACUUCGGACCAGACUUCACUAUGUUCUGAUCUUUUCAUCCAGGAGCUGCUCACCACAACCCCAACUCUUACCACACUGACACACACACACACGAAUCAAAAAAGGCUCUUUGCUUUGAGGGACAAUGGUACAUUGAGCUCCAUAAUCCUCACAACCUUGCGAGGUCCUAUGAUUCCUCUCCCCAUUCCUAAUUGCAGGAGGGCCGAAAAAACCUCCAUUUCUCCUCUUGCAAAAUACUCCUGUGCCCUAGUCCUGACACCGCCUGGGGGCUCCGGAUCCUGCUGCCAGUAGCAGGGAAAGAAGUCCUUUCAGCAGUGUACCGAAUCCACUUAUGUUUGCUCCCAAGGCAUAACAUACUGAAGAACAGCCUUGCAAGUUGUUCUGGGUUCGCUGAUACAUGAGACCAGAGAAAGGCAUGGUUAAACUACCUUGCUCUCCCUAACAUGGAACACACUGAAGGCAAAGGUGAAGAACCUGUGUAGUCCAUAUGUUGGACUACAAAUCCCAUCAUCCCUCACCACGGGUGAUGCUGGAUGAGGCUGAUGAGACUUGUCUGACACCUAGAGGGCCACAAGUCCGCAUCCUGCCAUGCAUGCCCCACCAAGUUCUAGGGAACUGUAUAGGCUUGUACCUGCAACUCACCUCUCUCCUUGCAAACCUGUGCAGAAGGCAUUAGUAAAUCGUUUUUGGGAGGGGUGUGUGGGUGUCACAAAGGAUUCCUCCCUUAAUAGGCCAGGUCAGCUCAAUAAUGCCAGAUAAAGGUCUUCAUUGCAGAAAGCCUUGCUUUCGUAGGACUUAAAAUAUCCGCCCCGCCCCAUCGUUCUCCUGGACAUUAAGGUCCAGCGCCAAGGGUCUUCUGGCGGUUCCCUCGCUGCGAGAAGCCAAGUUACAGGGAACCAGGCAGAGGGCCUUCUUCAUAGUGGCACAUGCCCUGUGGAACGCCCUCCCACCCAGAUGUCAAAGAGAAAAACAACUACCAGACUUUUAGAAUACAUCUGAAGGCAGCCCUGUUUAGGGAAGCUUUUAAUGUUUAAUAAAUUAUUGUAUUUUAAUGUUCUGUUGGAAGCCGCCCAGAGUGGCUGGGGAAACCCAGCCAGAUGGGUGGGGUAUAAAUAAUAAAUUAUUAUUAUUAUUAUUGGGAAUGGCUUGAUGAGACAUUUAGGGAAUAAUGAAGUCAUGCUUGCAGGCUUCCUACAGGCAGCUGCUUGGCCACAGUGAAAAGAGGAUGACGGGAUUAGACGGGCCUUUGAUCUGAUAAACCAGGGCUCUUUUUGCACCCUUUUUCUGCUUCCAAGUAGAAUUUGUGGGGCUGUGAUGAGACAGAUCCUCCAGACGUGGCCAACCCUCGUUUCUUGAAGCAGCAAGACAGAAAGGCAAAGGGAAGACAAGCGAGAGCUUUGCAAUACAAACGUUUAAUCUCGACACUUUUGGUAAUAGGUGGCGGUUUAACACCCCCUCCUUAACGUUCCUUCCCUUGGCCCCUGGGCAACGGCUAGAGCAGGUUCAGGCUUUAUAGAAGUACUGUGCUGUCUUGGGGUGGAUGGGUGGGAAAAGGGGACAGCAGUGCCUCCCCCUUUUGCCCUGGAGCAGGAGGAGGAAAAGUUAAAAAUUCGCCUAACUGGAGUAAAUUGAGGGAGGCAAGAACCCCUCACUUGGGUAGUAGAAUAUCAGACUCGCAAUUCACACACUGUAACAGUCAAAACGGUGGCAAGGAAGGAGGGGGAUUUCACAGGGUUUAACUUUAGGGCAAGGUGCAUGACCUAAGCUCCUCUCCCCCAAAUCCAGGCUGGGUUCUUGACCAUUAUUCCCUUUGCAUUUGGGGGAAGGGAGAAGUCAAAUGUGCAAUACCGGAA